GUGGGCUGUUUCAUGCGUACGACGCCAAGUCAUUCGCGGAAAAGGCCACCGUGAGGGGGUACAGUCAGCAUCGUUACCUGGGCGAGACGAGAGGGAGAGGGAGAAGGCCGCUCGGCACACGCGAGGGCGAGGGUUUCUCCACCCCGCCCCCCUCCUCUCUAACACCAAGCAGAGCAAGCAGCAGCACUAAUCCCCCAAACCAACACACCGACCCUAAUUCAACUCGGCGACGCAGUUUGGUAGGUUAUUCGAGGACAGCUUGGAGAAUGGUGUCGGACGAUCCCUCUACUACUAUUAACGAGUCAAAUGUGGCAACUGAGUCGACAGUUGGCGGUUUCUUUUGUUUUUGGAAACUGCGGGACUGUGGCUGUGAUCCGGACAAUGACUUUUGUUGCCACGGAGAGGAAUGAGCUGAAAGAUGAGAACACUACAUUACAAGCUGAAACAUCCCAGCUCCAAAAGGAGCUGCAGGGGAGAUCGAGUUAUAAUCCCACAUGGAGCAACAACAUCAAUUCAAUGACUCCCACUCAGCCGCAGCCGACUGCCACAGGGCUUCCAAUGCUGCAUCAGCCAGUUGCUAUUGGAUCCACACAAGCAACCCCCAUUCGGCAGCUCCAGCACUUUUCCGGUGGAAAGAACAAGCACUCCACCACCAACGCCGCCUGGUCCUUCCCGGGUGAUGAGACCACAUGCCGGAUAUCCGACUUUGUCGGACUUGCGGUCGGGUCUUCUCCUUUGGACUUCUCACCGGAAUCACAAGAAGAGAGAUGUGGCAGCUGUGGCAUUAGCACUAGCAGCGAGGAGGAAGGAUGUAAUAAAGCAUCAACUGGUUGUGGCGCCAAUUCAGCCUCAGCCUCACACGGUGGAGGGCCCCACGCCGAGCCCGCUGCGCCUCAAUGUUCGUGCUCGUACCGGCAGCCGUCAGAUUAGGUGCGCCCAUGGCGGUCCCCUCCUCGGUCCCACGGCGUGUCAUUUCCACUGCGGACGUACAGUCACCUCGUCUCCGGUCCCAGCCGAGGACACAAUCGUCCAGCUUUUCUCGGCGGCUAAUUUGCUGCAGAAGGCUCGGUAGUCGGCAACCAUUCGAUGCAGCUUUAGCCUCUCUUUCUCCAAAGUUGAUUCAGUUCUGGAGACGUCUGCGACGUUUUUGCUUUAGCCGAAAAGCUUGACAUUAUACUGCAGCGUUUGGACCUGCCUAUGAUCCUUCCUCCCUUGCUCUCUCUCUCUCUCUCUCAUACUUUUCUGACGC
Messenger RNA from Musa acuminata AAA Group (dessert banana), 1249 nucleotides. RefSeq lists its product as uncharacterized. Lineage: Eukaryota; Viridiplantae; Streptophyta; Magnoliopsida; Zingiberales; Musaceae. The record is from RefSeq and is a predicted model, not a curated record. The transcript has 5 exons. The coding region runs from base 307 to 930 and encodes 207 amino acids.